Bacidia gigantensis is the source of this 1521-nucleotide messenger RNA. RefSeq lists its product as uncharacterized. NCBI's taxonomy places the organism in Eukaryota, Fungi, Ascomycota, Lecanoromycetes, Lecanorales, Ramalinaceae. The transcript is spliced from 4 exons. The record is from RefSeq and is a predicted model, not a curated record. Bases 1 to 1521 code for a protein of 506 amino acids.
AUGGUCCGGUACCUGAACCCUGGCGGUCACAAUUGGGCCAAACCCAACCUUGAUGGAUAUGGUAUUUCCUUCAUCGUUGUGGCAGUGACCUACACACUGUUGUUCCUGGCCGGUUGUGUCUUCGUAUGGCUACACCGCCAUCUCCCUGUCAUUCGGAUGCGCAAGAUCAAUCUUGCACUAGCAUCCAUUCUCGUUCUUCAUGUAUAUCAAUUCAUGGUAUUCAUGGUCUAUCCGCUCAACGGCGCUUUUCCAUGCGGAGUCGAGUUCUGGAUCAUGUCCGUCUAUCUUCCCAUUGGCAUCGGACUCUUUCAAGCGCAGAACCAACAGCUUCUGAUCGUCAGCCAGGAACAGGACGAGAUGAAGCACCUCUCUGCGCCCUACAAGCCUCUGCAUGGAAAUCUUGGGAAGGCCAAUGGCGUUGGAACGCCGUCAUAUUGGCUCUUCCGCUUCAAGCUGUGGUGGAGUGGCGCGACAAUGCAAGGGAAAUAUGAAGCUUUCAUCCUCGCGGGCAUCGUUGUCCAGCUACGGCAUCGUUGGCGAGGCACAAUCGCCAGGUCUAUGUCGUCGAGGAUGGGAAUGAUUGCCAGGCACACCCCUCUGGCUCGCCGGAGUCUAUACCGAUUCCUUCGCUCCCGUAAACAAAUACUGGGCGCCCGCUAUGUGGUAUGUAUAGGGAUACUCUGGAGAGAGCAUGCUAAGAUCUCUGUCAGGUUUGUGCCAGGCUUGGUCACCAUGGAACUCAUCACAUUGGUCUUUCCUAUUCAUCAGAUACUGAAACACUACCGAGAAACUGCCAACGCAAAACAACGAGAACUAGAUCUCGCGGAAUUCGACGCAAAGCGCCUCCUAAAAGGCGAUGCCACGUCGAUGACCACUGGCUCAACUGGCUCAAAGGGAAAGAUGUCCACGAUGGACUCCCUUGACCAAUGCCUCAAGAAAGGGGCCGUCGAACUUCAGGCCUAUGCCUCCAAGGUGGAAUUCAACGGGGAAAACAUCCUCUUCCUCAACCGAGUGAUGCAUUUUCUGGGAGAGUGGAAGUUUGUCUUCUCAUCUGGGGGCAUCGAUGCAAUUGCAGCUCGAAGAUUGAUGUUCAAAGCAGCUCUCAAUAUCUAUCUUGGCUCGGUACAGGAGAAGGUUUCACCAUAUCCCAUUAACAUCGAAAGCUUGUUAUACAAGCGGCUGGAAACCACGUUCGGGGAAGCGGUGGACCUACUUCGUGGCCACAACGGGCGAACAGCUUCCUUGACUAGCUCCCAUGCUACUCCCUGGGACGAGCUUGACGAGACAACCGCCAUGAAAGGCGCAGAGAGUUAUCAAAUGAAGGCGACGACACGCAAAUCGAGCGACAACGAAAGCAGGGAGGCUAUUGUGACAACUAGACAACUACAUGACUUGGACGACCCACUUGCGGAUUAUAUGGUCCCUGCUGAAUUCAAUUCCCAUGUCUUUGACGCAGCUUUCAAGAGUGUCAAGUUCAUGACUUACGAUACCCCAGCUCUUGAUAUAGCUAUCGACUCUUGA